AUGACAAGUAGUUCAGACUCACCAGGUUCUCACUUAUCCCCCAAAACAAGAAGUUCUAAAAUAGAUUGCAACUUCUUGAAGGAAUUGAAUGAGGACUUAAAACUAAGAAAACUGGAACUUCUAGAGCUGCUAACACCGCUUGAAGAUAAGAACAACCCCUUAUUCCAAAAGUUAAUGUCUAACUUAGAGGAAAAACAAAGAAGUCUGCAGAUUAUGAGACAGAUCAUGGCAGGGAAGGGGAGUGAAGAAUCCUCAGCUCUGGAGAUCAUUAAGGAAGCAGAGGACAUGAAGCAGAAUCUAGAAAGGAAAAACAAGAUGCUACGGAAAGAAAUGGAGAUGCUAUGGAACAAGACAUUCAACACAGAAGAAAUCAGUGAUCAACAAAAAGCACCACAGAUAAAAAACAAAGCAAACGUGCAGGAUGGAAAGGCUCCUGAAACCCCCUUAUCACCUAGGAAGAUCAAGAGUGAAUUGGAGAUAUCAUAUGCAGAGAAACUGAAGGAGAUAGGGAAGGAAAAGCAACAGAGGAAAACAGAAUGGGUGAGGUACCAGGAACAAGCCAACAACCUUCAGAAUGACUUUAAUGGAAAAGUGAUUGAGCUCAGAAUUGAAGCCUUGAAGAACUACCAGAAGGCCAAUGAUCUGAAAUUAUCACUAUACUUACAUCAGAAUUUUGAGCCAAAGCAAGCAUUUUUAAAUCUUCCUGGGCCCCAAGAAGGUACUGUGGGCACUACAACUAUGGGCAGAGCAACUAAGGGCAAAAAUGAAUCUAAUGUGAGAGUCCUGGGAUCUAAGACCUACACAGAACAAGGAAUUAAAGGAAGUCAGUUUGAUGAUGUAGGAGGGAGGCUCUUUUUUCUGUGGUCACUGACAGAUGAAUCUCUGAAGAUUUCGAAGGCUUCCACUCCAUUUGCUUGGACAGAUUUAAAGACUAAGCAUAGCCAUUUGUGUCCAUUAAAAUCUCUCAAACCUUUGCUUUAG
Myotis myotis is the source of this 981-nucleotide messenger RNA. It is a transcript of the gene CCDC196, whose product is annotated as coiled-coil domain containing 196. Lineage: Eukaryota; Metazoa; Chordata; Mammalia; Chiroptera; Vespertilionidae. The record is from RefSeq and is a predicted model, not a curated record.